AUGGCAGGCACAAAACGCAAAGCAACCACCCAAGCAGAACCCCUCUCCUCCCCCUCUCGCCGCCAAUCCGCACGCGCCAAAAAGGUGCAAGUUGUAUACGCCGAAUCCGACGCCGAAGACGUUGCAAGCGAUGAUGAGUUCGACGAAGCGGGCAAUAAAUCACAAUCUGAAUCAGAAGCCGAGUUGGACGAACCUUCGGAGGAUGAACAAGAUUCAGAUGCAGAUAGCGAGGUUGAAGCGAAGAAGAAGGGAAGGGGGAAUAAUAAGGCAAAAGGGACAGGUAAAGGGAAAGCAAAGGAAAGCGGAUUGAAUGGCUGGAAGAAGAUUAUCGGAAGUAAUGGUGUGGAACAGAUGGUGAUUGAUAUACCAGGGAAGAAAGAUCCGGGCGAUACGCCGUAUGCAGAUGGAAGGAUCCAUCCUAAUACACUGGAGUUUCUGAUGGAGUUGAAGAGGAAUAAUAAGAGGGAGUGGUUAAAGUUCCACGAUGCACCGUUUAGACAAGCAGAGAAAGACUUCCAAACCUUCGUCGCAGAAGUCAGCAACAUCAUCUGCAAAAUAGACUCGACCAUCCCAGACCUCCCCGUAAAAGACAUCAUCUACCGUAUCCACCGCGACAUGCGCUUCACCCCCGACCCGACACCAUACAAGCCCUACUUUUCUGUUUCAUGGUCGCGAACCGGCAGGAAAGGUCCAUAUGCGCAUUACUACCUUCAUAUUCAACCUGGCGAGGAGAGUUUCUGCGGCGGAGGAUAUUUCGGCUGUGAUAGCGAAACUCUGGCUUGUAUGCGAGAAGAUAUUGAUACGCAGCCUCAUCAGUUCAAGUCUAUUCUUAUGGGCGAGAAAUUGAGAAAGACAUUCUUCCCGGCUGUGAAGAAGGAUGAGGGGAAGAUUGUGGCUGCGUUUUGCAAUAUGAGUAACAUGAAUGCUUUGAAGAAGAAGCCGAAGGACUUCGCCGCAGAUCAUAAGGAUAUCGAAUUACUGAAGCUGCGGAACUUCAUUUUGAGGAAGAAGAUCUCGGAUAAAGACGUGACGAGUAAAAACUUCCUGAACCUGGUUGGGAAUAUCGCCGAGGGGAUGGAACCAUUUAUCACGUAUUUGAAUAACACCGUCAUGCCGGAUCCUGAUAGCGAUUGA
Molecule: messenger RNA, 1134 nt
Organism: Cadophora gregata
Lineage: Eukaryota; Fungi; Ascomycota; Leotiomycetes; Helotiales; Ploettnerulaceae
Exons: 5
Coding region: 1-1134 (377 amino acids)
Source: RefSeq, a predicted model, not a curated record